UGUGUCGAAAAAGAAACGUUGUGUGAAAUUUGAUACCAUGCGUGGCUACUUCGUAUUACUAGCUCUUUCUCUUCUUGUGUGGGCGACGCAAGCUGAAGAUACUUACUCAGAUAAAUUCGAUUACAUCGACGUUGAGGAAAUUCUGACAAACGACCGACUAAGGGAACAAUAUUACAAAUGUUUUAUGGAUACAGCACCAUGUAUGACGGCCGAUGCAACAUUUUUCAAAGGGAACAUAUUCGAUGCGAUGGUAACAAAGUGCAGUAAAUGUACCGAAAAGCAAAAGAUGUUCCUGGAUAAAGUUACUGACUGGUUCACUAAGAAUCAACCAGAGAAAUGGCAAGCUUUUAUAGAAAAAUCAUUGGAAGAUGCGAAAAAGAAAGCAAUUUAAGUAUUACUACAAAGAUUUUAAACAUAUUUGAAACUUUGUACUAACAUUAUAUUGAAAUGUAACUUUACACAAUAAAUUUCAACUAACCAUUAUAAUAA
Messenger RNA from Osmia lignaria (orchard mason bee), 489 nucleotides. It is a transcript of the gene CSP1, whose product is annotated as chemosensory protein 1. The record is from RefSeq and is a predicted model, not a curated record. Lineage: Eukaryota; Metazoa; Arthropoda; Insecta; Hymenoptera; Megachilidae.